Messenger RNA from Sphenostylis stenocarpa, 2322 nucleotides. Lineage: Eukaryota; Viridiplantae; Streptophyta; Magnoliopsida; Fabales; Fabaceae. The record is from the annotation of a GenBank genome assembly.
AUGGCCGAGUCACUUCUUUUCAGCUUUGCACAAUCACUCAUAGGGAAGCUUGCUUCUCGUGCCGUUGAAGAAGCUUCUUUGGCUCUCGGUGUGCACCGCGAGCUACAGCAGAUGAAAGCAACUAUGUCACUCAUCAAAGCUGUGCUGUUAGAUGCUGAGCAAAAGAUGUCGCAGAGCAGUGCAUUGAGCGAAUGGCUGAGACUGAUCAAGCACGUCUUCUCCGACGCCGAGGACAUAGUCGACGAUUUUGAGUGUGAAGCGUUGCGGAAGAACGUUGUCAACACAAAUGGUAGCUGCUCAAGGAAGGUACGCCGUUUCUUCUCUUCAAGUAAUCCUCUUGUUUAUCGUCUUAGAAUGGCGCAUCAGAUGGAAGAUAUCAAGGAGAGGUUGGACAAACUUGCAGCUCAUAGGAACCUGUUUGGCCUUAAAGUCAUUGACCGAGAUAAUCAUGUGGUCCACGUGAGGGAAAUGACUCAUUCUCAUGUAAACCCUUCCAAUGUUAUAGGAAGGGAACAUGAUACACAGAAUAUCAUAAAACUUCUGCUGCAAGAUGGUCAUCAAGAAAAACUCUCUGUUAUUCCCAUUGUGGGAAUGGGAGGUUUGGGAAAGACCACACUUGCAAAGUUGGUGUUCAAUGACACUAGCAUUGAAGAAUGUUUUCCGUUGAAGAUGUGGGUGUGUGUCUCUAAUGAUUUUGAACUUAGGAAUGUGCUUGUUAAAAUCCUUAAUUCUGCUCCUAACCCAACUAAGGAAAACUUCAAUAACUAUGAGACGGAGCAACUUCAACAUCAUUUGAGAAAUACUCUUCGUGGUCAAAAGUUCUUGCUUGUCUUGGAUGAUGUGUGGAACGAGGAGCGUGCUAGAUGGGAUGAUUUGAAGGAAAUAAUAGAUGUGGAUGUUGAAGGGUGUAAAAUUCUGGUGACUACUCGUAGCCACUCAAUAGCUGACAUGAUGCGCACUAAAUCCUCAAACUCUUACCUUCUAGAACGCCUCUCUGAUGAUGAUUCUUUUUCUCUAUUCGUCAAAUCUGCUUUUGAAGAUGGAGAUGAGAAAAAACAUCCACAACUAUUGGAGAUUGGGAAAGAAAUAGUUAAAAAAUGUGGAGGGUUACCGUUGGCUGUGAGAACGUUGGGGAGUUCACUGUUCUCAAGGGUUGAUAAGAAAGAGUGGGAAUUUAUAAGAGACAAUGAGAUUUGGACUUUAAGACAAAAUGAGCAAGGAAUUCUGCCUGCUCUCAAAUUAAGUUACGAUCAACUGCCUUCAUAUUUAAAACCAUGUUUUGCUUCUUUCUCCCUUUUUCCUGAGGACUCUAUUAUUUAUGGCUAUGGAGUUACUAGGCUGUGGGAAGCUCUUGGUUUUCUUCCACCACCACAGAAAUAUGAAUCCAUGGCUGAUGUUGGCAAGCAAUUUUUGCAUGAGUUAUGGUCAAGAUCUUUUCUUUCAGAUUAUGUUGACGUUGGGACUGAUUGCUAUUUUAAAUUGCAUGAUUUGGUAAGUGAUCUUUCAGUGUAUGUUGCGAAAGGUGAGUUUGAAAAAAUAGAUCCCCUCAAUCAACAAGUAUCUGAGUACACUCAACAUUUGACAUUAAUAGAAAAUAAUAUGGGUGGUCGAGCUCUUCUUCCCACAGGUCUGAGAACUCUGCACUGUCGUAACGGAACCAACAACGAAGCUUUCUUGAGCACAUUGGUUGCAAAGUGCAAAUACUUGAGGGUUUUAAACUUAUGUUUUUCUGAAUACGAGAGUUUGCCUCGCUGCAUCGGAAAGUUGAAACAUUUAAGAUAUCUCGGUCUUUCGGAUAGUGAAAAACUUAAGGAACUCCCUGAUUCGAUCUGCAAACUUCAAAAUUUGCAAACUUUGAACCUUCGCGGAUGCAUAAAGCUACAAAAAUUACCCAAAGGAAUAGGAAAUCUAAUCAGCCUUCGUCACCUAACUAUAACCACCAGACAACCUGAUUUUCCUGAGAAAGAGAUUGCAAAUUUGACUUUUUUAGAAUCUUUACAUUUUGUUAAAUGUGAUAACGUGGAGACAUUGUUCACAGGGUUACAACUUCCCAAUCUUAAAAAUUUGUUUUUGAUUGAAUGUGGGAAUCUGAAGUCGGUGUGGUUUCAUGCCAUUAGAAAUGUAGAGGUUUUGAGGAUCACAAAGUGUUGUAAGUUGGAAUUGUGGAUGGGCCUUAGCAGCCAAAUCCCGGAUUCAAGGUUAAAAUUUCUUGUUCUUUUUGAUUUAGAACAGUUGAUCACUUUGCCUCAGUGGUUGGAAGGAUCUGUGAACACCUUACAUACCCUUUCCAUAUAUGACUGUGAAUUUGGAGGAGCUUCCUGA